Messenger RNA from Harpegnathos saltator (Jerdon's jumping ant), 1206 nucleotides. RefSeq names its product retinol dehydrogenase 13. The record is from RefSeq and is a predicted model, not a curated record. The coding region runs from base 121 to 1149 and encodes 342 amino acids. The transcript has 6 exons. NCBI's taxonomy places the organism in Eukaryota, Metazoa, Arthropoda, Insecta, Hymenoptera, Formicidae.
GAAUCUAUUUCAGCGUUCGCUCUCGUUUAAUAUUACGUUAGUAUAAGCAGUACAGUGACCGCAACAUACUAUUUACUCGCUGUCGGUAGAAACUUUAUUUCAAUUUAAAAAAUAUAAAAAAUGGAUUCGUACGGAGAGCUGUAUGGUGUUUUACAUAAGCUGAAUCCCUUGUCCGAUUCUCAUUGGCCUUGUAUAAUCAGUUUUUGCGUUGGAUUAAUCGUUCUGAUAAGGAUGUACAUGGGCGGUGCUAUAUGUCCGAGUGAUGAUCGCAUCGAUGAUGCGGUUGUAAUUAUCACAGGCGCUUCUAGUGGAAUUGGUAAAGAGAUUGCCUUAGAAUUGGCUCGCAGAGGCGGUCAUAUCAUCUUAGCCGUCAAAGAUGUGGCAGCCGGAGAAAAAGUGGCACGUCAAAUUCGAGAUAUAUCUGGACGAGAUGCGGAAGUCAAGGCGAUCGAUCUUUCCUCGUUGAAGAAUGUGCAGAGCUUUGUCGAGCAGUUGGAAACGAGGAAAGUAGACAUACUGGUAAACAAUGCUGGAAUAGUUUUUCAUCCGUUUGAAAAAACUGCGGAAGGAUUCGAAAUGCAUUUUGUAACGAAUUAUCUAGGUCAUUUCUUACUUACACAAUUGCUUCUACCGAAAUUAUGCGCAGCUGGACAAAGCAAGAUAAUAAACGUUUCUUCACAAGCGCACAUAAUCAGUGCUAUACACCUGGAAGAUUUGAAUUUAGAAAAGGACUUUACUGCGAGGGAAGCUUUCGGGCAGAGCAAACUGGCGUUAAUUUUGAUGGCGAGGCAUAUGAGCAAAUUAUUGACAGAUACGGAUGUCGCAAUUAAUACCGUAAACCCUGGCAUUGUGAGAGGCACAAGGCACAUGCGUUAUUCGCCGUUAAAUUCGACAUUUCUGAUCAAGCUGAUAAUGCAACCGUGGAUGUGGUUAUUUCUGAAAAAUGCCGUUCAAGGUGCCCAAACUGCCGUUUACGUGGCCGUGAGCAGAGAAUUAGAGAAGCAUUCUGGAAAAUAUUUCAGUGACUGCCAAAUGUAUACACCGUCGGUCAAUGCUGUCGACGAUACAAUGGCAGAAAAAUUAUAUACCAAGUCUCUUAUAUUGAUAAAACCUUAUGUGCGCAAAUCUUUAAUUAAUCAUGAAGAAUGAUUAUGAAAUAAGCAUGUUAUUUUACAUUCUACACAUCAUUGUCAGCAGAUAAAUUAG